AUGAAUGCUAGAAGGGACUAUGGGGGCAAUAGGGCUGCUCUUUUUGAUGGCAUUGAGGAGGGUGGUAUUAGAGCGUCUUCUUCCUACUCCUCACAUGAAAUUGAUGAACAAGAGAAUGAUACGGCAAUGGAUGGGUUGCAGGAUCGAGUUAAUCUGCUGAAAAGAUUGUCAGGUGAUAUACAUGAGGAGGUGGAGAGUCAUAAUCAUAUGCUGGACAGAAUGGGCAACGAUAUGGAUGCUUCGAGGGGAAUUCUGUCUGGAACUAUGGAUAAGUUCAAAAUGGUAUUCAAGACCAAAUCAAGCCGGGGAAUGUUUACUCUAGUGGCAUCUUUCGUGGGCAUUUUUCUGAUUAUAUACUAUUUUACAAGGUAACUAAUGAUGAAUCAAGACUUAUGCUAGUUUUUGUUCAGAUCUGGGAGUACUCUCUUCACUUUGUUACUGUAAUCAAAGUAUAUGCCUGUAAAGUGUCAUUAUGGCAUGUGAGUGUUUUUUUUUUGGGUAAAGAUAAUUUGCAACGGACAAAUGAAGGUGUGGAAUGGAUAGCGAUUGCUAUGUCACAUUGUCGCUUGUGCUAGUUUUUGUUCAGAUCUGGAAAUACUCUCUUCACUUUGUC
This is a messenger RNA of Ilex paraguariensis (yerba mate), 613 nucleotides long. Lineage: Eukaryota; Viridiplantae; Streptophyta; Magnoliopsida; Aquifoliales; Aquifoliaceae. The record is from the annotation of a GenBank genome assembly.